AGAUAUCUGCUUUCAAGAUAAUAUGAUUGAAAUGCAUCUUGAGUCUCAGACACCUCGCUUAAUUGUUAUUAAUUGUUCGGAUCCUUUUUCAUUCACUCACGAAUUUCUUAAAUCAAUGUAGCUAUUAGAGCAAAAUGGACGCUGAAAAAGAACGCUUGUCACCUGCGAUGGCUGAAAAAUCUAAGAACAAUGUUACAAACAAUAACGAGUCGUCUAAAUCCCGGCCCCAAUUAUCGUUUGGAAUAAGUCGGAUUCUGAGCGACUUUGGGGAGAAAAGUGAGAGCGUGGAUUCUGACUUGGAGUCGAACGAUGACACGUGUCCAAAGGGAGACGGUGAGAGUGAGAAACAAUCCGGGCACUGCCCACCCUUUCCUACCCAACUUUUACCGGGUGCCUUGUCAGCACCCCCUGUCGGUUACUGUGGGUAUUCCGGCCAGUUGUCCAUUCACCGACCGCAUCCCAUAAUUCCCAUGUUGACUUCCUAUGGCAUUUCCGGGUGGCUCGAUAUGCGAAGAGACAGAUUCGGUGUUACACGUAGGAUCGGGCAUCCUUACCAAAACAGGACGCCACCCAAACGUAAGAAGCCCCGGACCUCGUUCUCCCGCCUCCAGAUCAUGGAGCUGGAGAAGAGAUUCCACCGACAGAAAUACCUGGCGUCCGCCGAGAGAUCCACCCUGGCCAAGGCGCUCAAAAUGACCGACGCCCAGGUCAAAACCUGGUUCCAAAACCGCCGGACCAAAUGGAGACGACAAACGGCAGAGGAGCGUGAAGCGGAGCGACAAGCGGCCAAUCGUCUGAUGCUUAGUCUCCAGAACGAGGCUAACAAGACUAUCUAUGACGUCAGAGACCCUCUGUGUAUGAGCAACUCCUCCCUGCACGCGCUCCAAAACCUCCAGCCCUGGAUCGACGAAAACUCCCAAUGAGGCUCAAUGCUUGUGUGUUCUUGUUAAUAAUUGGUACAUGUUUAUCUAUUAUCUAAAUACAAACAUUCCUCUAUCCACAUUGUACUUUGCAGUAUGUUUCUGUUAUACGUGUAUAUACAGGAUAUGUACAGUAUAAUGUUAAUACUAAACUAUAUCAGCUAUGAAUAGCGGUACAUAUGAUAUAUUAUCAAUAUACAUAUAAAUAAUAUGAUAUAUUAUCAAUAUAAUUGUACAUAUAUAUAAACAUGAUAUAUCAUCAAUAUAAUUGUAUAUGUAUAUAAACAUAUGAUAUAUCAUCAAUGUAAUUGUACAUAUAUAUGCACUACAGUAAAGAUAGGACCACCACCGGCAGUUAAUCCCAUGAUAUGUGGGUCAUAUAUUGAACUGUGUGAAUAAAUCAGAGAUAUUGUAAACAUAUA
This is a messenger RNA of Magallana angulata, 1342 nucleotides long. Its product is annotated as T-cell leukemia homeobox protein 3-like. The record is from RefSeq and is a predicted model, not a curated record. Bases 135 to 923 code for a protein of 262 amino acids. Gene Ontology annotation, cellular component: nucleus. The transcript has 3 exons. Gene Ontology annotation, biological process: regulation of transcription by RNA polymerase II; animal organ development. Gene Ontology annotation, molecular function: DNA-binding transcription factor activity, RNA polymerase II-specific; RNA polymerase II cis-regulatory region sequence-specific DNA binding. Lineage: Eukaryota; Metazoa; Mollusca; Bivalvia; Ostreida; Ostreidae.